AUGGCACCUAACACUGAUCAGGAUGCACCAAUUCAAACUCAAAAUGUAAAUCUAAACCAGCAGCCAAUAGAUUGCAAUCCUUUGCACAUGCAUCCAUAUGAAAGCAUUGGAUCUGCAAUAUUACCAGUGACUUUCGAUGGAAUUGGAUAUAAGUCAUGGCGAAGAGGUGUUCUUAGGGCACUCUCAAUGAAAAACAAAUUAGGUUUUAUUAAUAGGAAGGUUGCAAAACCAAAUGGGGAUGAUGAUACAUUUGCAUUGUGGGAAAUAUGUGAUGAUAUGGUUACUUCGUGGAUUCUGAAUUCACUAUCAAAGGAUCUGAGCGAUAGUUUACAGUAUGUCAAUAAUGCGAGGGAACUUUGGAAUGAACUAGAAUAUAGAUAUGAUCAAACCAAUGGUGCAAAGUUGUAUCAACUUCAACGAGAGAUCAAUGAUCUUACACAAGGAUAUCUAGACAUCACUGGAUAUUAUACCAAAAUUAAGAAAAUUUGGGAAGAAAUUAGCACCCUUGACACAAAUUCUCAAUGCACAUGCCUGUGCACACGUGGUGGAAAGACAAAAAGGCAUAAGGCUGAACAGGACAGGAGAAUCAUACAGUUUGUAAUGGGACUGAACGUAGUUUACACAGUGAUUCAAGACAUUAUUCUAAUGAUGAAUCCUUUGCCUACUAUGGCUCAAGCUUUCUCUAUAUUGUCUCAAGAGGAAAGGCAAAGAGAAGUUAAGCCUCACAAUUAG
Lycium barbarum (goji berry) is the source of this 732-nucleotide messenger RNA. RefSeq lists its product as uncharacterized. The transcript has a single exon. Lineage: Eukaryota; Viridiplantae; Streptophyta; Magnoliopsida; Solanales; Solanaceae. The coding region runs from base 1 to 732 and encodes 243 amino acids. The record is from RefSeq and is a predicted model, not a curated record.